AUGCCCACUCAGAUUAAGUCGUCUCUAGACGGUAUGACAUGUGACUCAGGAGAGCUGGAGCAGGUGGAGCGGGCAGUCACUGUGGGUUUGGGGAAAGUUCCCAGAGACGUGCUGAGAAACUUUCCACAUACUAAACGCGUGGGCAGCUACCUGGUGGGCAAAAUGAUCAACAAGGGCUCUUUUGCAAAGGUGAUGGAGGGUAUGCACAUUAACACAGGAGAGAAGGUGGCCAUUAAGGUAAUAGAUAAGAAGAAGGCACGGCAGGAUGCGUACGUGUUGAAAAACAUGAAACGUGAGCCGAGGAUCCACCAGAUGAUUCGUCACCCCAACAUUGUCCUUCUGCUGGAGACUCUAGAGACUGAGAACGGCUACUACAUGGCCAUGGAGCUGUGUGCUGGAGGAGACCUGAUGGACAGAAUCUGUGAACGCAGACGUCUGGAGGAGAGGGAGGUCCGCAGAUACACACGGCAAAUCCUGUCAGCUGUUGAUCAUCUGCAUACUCAUGGCAUAGUGCACAGAGAUCUAAAAAUUGAGAACUUUCUUCUGGAUGAACACAACAAUAUCAAGAUAGUCGACUUUGGUCUUAGUAACACACUGAAGCUAGAUUCUCUCUCCCCGGAGCUGUUAAACACUCAGUGUGGAAGUCCUGCAUAUGCCGCUCCAGAGCUUCUUGCACACAGGAAGUAUGGCCCUAAAGUGGACGUAUGGUCUGUGGGUGUGAGUAUGUUUGCGAUGAUGACCGGUACCCUUCCCUUCACCGUAGAGCCAUUCAACAUAAAGCAGCUUCAUCAAAAAAUGAUUAAUGGAGAAAUAAGUGCCAUCCCAUCUGACAUCAGUAAAGGGGCAGUGCAGUUUGUUUUGGCUCUGCUGGAACCGGACCCAGCGAAGAGGCCGAGUGUGAAAGCAGCACUUGGGGAGAGCUGGCUUAAUGACGGGUACACCAAGAGACCAAGUCACACUUUGGUCUAUAAGAACAGAUUGCAUCCAGAAGAGCUCAACUCUGCUGUGUUAAACUACAUGACUGAGGCUCUUGGCUACAGCUUGUCAGAGAUCAUACACACAGUCAUCAACAACAAACCUUCCACCAUCUUAGCUACCUACCAACUCCUUCUCAAAAAACUUAGUAGACACCAGAAAGGGUCCAAGAACAUUAAGAAGCUGGAAUCCAGUGAGUGGAACCUUCCAAAUAAGACCGAAUGGAAUGAGAGGAGCAACACAUCAGAGAGGAGUCAGCAGCAGAAGACACAGAGUGAGACUAGCAAUGACAAAAGCCAGAGACAGUCCAGUAAGACACAGAGGAUCCCAUCACAAGACAGAGAUUUACUGAGGAGGCCAGAGGAAGUCAUCAGACAGAAACAGUCAAGCUCAGAGCAAAGAGAGUAUACUCCUACCGAUCAUCCUGGAGAUGUCCUCACCAGCAAUGACACUGCAGUCAACAUGGGGACUAAAGAGAGCCUGUUUCCUGAAGUCUCUUUGCUUGGUGAGAGGGAACUGGUACAUGCAUCACCUCCCAAAUUACCCUGUGGGGAAGGAAGUAGCACUUCUUGUGAUGCUCCUUUAAUUUUAGAAAGUAAAAAAGACUCUAUUAAAGCACCUCACAAAGAUCAUGACCUGAGGCCAACACACUCUGAGAACUAUUCAAGAGAGGAUCCUGCACAACGGCAUGAUGGCAAACUGGAAAAAAUACAGAUGUUCUAUUCUGAAAAAGUGGUCUCUCCCAGAAUGCAUCUAGAAAGUAAAGCAGGUCAGCGUUUUAAAGACCUCCUCCUGGCCAUUGAGGAAAAGAGCCACGCUGCCCGUCAUUUGAGCACAAUGGAAUCCGCUUUGCAAACUGCUCCACUGCCACAGCUACGUCAUAGAACUCUUAAAGAUAUCUCACCAAGAAAAGCAGUGUGGACAGGACUUAAACAUCAUACUGGGCCACCCACAGGCUCCUCACCUUUUCUGGUUAAUGGUUCCAAACCACCAGUGUUUUUGUCCCAGAGGCAGCAGACUCUGGUUAUCAAGAGUCUGAGGCAUGCAAAAGAAAAGAGGAACACUGGACCAGGGGGAGGUAGGACAAUGGGCAUUCAAGAAAAUACAUCGAAAGCUCAGCAUUUUCGGCCAUUAAGGACUAGUCAGAGGAGAGACACAGACCUGAACCUACCCAUGCUACCUUUAACUUUUCAGAGCAAGGAUAAGAAAACAGAAUUUCUCAGAUUGGAUUUUAGUUGAAAGGGUGUCAGGAGUGAAAGUGACAAAAUACCAGUGACUGAAAUAUUUGUACACAACCUUCAAGAAUUUUUUUUUCUUGAA
Clarias gariepinus (North African catfish) is the source of this 2295-nucleotide messenger RNA. RefSeq names its product hormonally up-regulated neu tumor-associated kinase homolog A. Gene Ontology annotation, molecular function: protein serine/threonine kinase activity; ATP binding. The coding region runs from base 1 to 2214 and encodes 737 amino acids. The record is from RefSeq and is a predicted model, not a curated record. Gene Ontology annotation, cellular component: cytoplasm. Lineage: Eukaryota; Metazoa; Chordata; Actinopteri; Siluriformes; Clariidae. The transcript has 10 exons. Gene Ontology annotation, biological process: protein phosphorylation; intracellular signal transduction.